Messenger RNA from Colletotrichum godetiae, 1731 nucleotides. Its product is annotated as benzoate 4-monooxygenase cytochrome P450. The transcript is spliced from 8 exons. The coding region runs from base 268 to 1731 and encodes 487 amino acids. Lineage: Eukaryota; Fungi; Ascomycota; Sordariomycetes; Glomerellales; Glomerellaceae. The record is from RefSeq and is a predicted model, not a curated record. Gene Ontology annotation, molecular function: iron ion binding; oxidoreductase activity, acting on paired donors, with incorporation or reduction of molecular oxygen; heme binding.
GUGACUCUGCAACUUCCAUGGGUUCCAGCCACCCUGGUCCUUGCCUCCGUGCGCCGGCCGGAUGAGCACUGUAUCUCGUUGUCGCUUAAAGCAGUAAAAGUCCGAGGUGGGGAUCCCGGCCGGAGUGAGACUUCGGCGUCUGCCUCAAUCGGAAUUGCCCGGGCUACAAAUAGGAACCUUGGGCGGAGCGUUGGUAAUGUGGGAUGGUACGCAGUUGGCUUUCUCGAACAUAGAAUCCAGCCACGGCGCGAGGAAAGAAGUCCCAACAUGAAGGCUCAGAUAGCUGGUCUGGUGUUGGUCGCCGUGCUUCUGUACAAAGUUACAACAUGGUGGUUCCAUCCUUUACGAAAGUUUCCGGGGCCUCUGUCGGCUUCGUUCAGCAAUGCUUUGUAUUCGUGGAACUUCAUGAGUGGUCGCCAGCCCUAUCGUCAACUUGAGUUGCACGAGAAGUACGGGCCCGUCGUUCGUGUGGCACCAAAUGAGUUGAGCUUCAGUUCGUCAUCAUCAUGGCAAGAUAUCUAUGGCGUUCGCAAAGGGAUCGAGCCCUUCAUCAAGAGUGAAUUCUACGAUGGGGGCAACUUCGCCGCGGAAGCUUUGUCGAUCGUCAGCGAGCGUAACCCCAAUAAGCACGCAGAAAUGCGCAGGUAUUUGGGCACCGCAUUCUCCGACCGAUCUCUCAAGUCACAAGAACCGAUGGUCGCCGAGUGUGUCGACCGCCUCAUUGAGAAGAUUGGAACGGUUGACCAGGGGACGCAAGGAACUGAUAUGGUCAUGUGGUUCAACCUCGCUACCUUUGACAUCAUUGGCAGUUUGGCCUUUGGAAAGGAUUUUGGUGGCGUUAACUCGGGAAAAGAGCACUUCUGGGUCUCAAUCGUGACCAAGAGCUUGCGCAUGGGGGCUCUCGCCGACUGCUUUCGCAGAUUUCCGGCGCUCGCCAGCAUCGUUCAGACAGUGUUUUCUGGCCUCAUUGACAAGCUUCUCAAAGACAGUCGUACACACCAAAAGUAUACCAUGGACUUGGUUCAAAGUCGCCUCGCAUCUAACUCGGAUCGCGAAGACUUCCUCACGAAAAUGAUCGAGGCUCGAAACGAGGCCGCCAUUUCAGACGCUCAAAUUGCAGCACAUUCUUCUGAUUUCGUAAUCGCUGGAAGCGAGACGACGGCCACUACCCUUUCUUGCAUGACCUACUACCUGCUGAAGAAUCCAGUCAUCUUGGCACGAUUACAGGAAGAGGUGCGGUCAGCUUUCAGCAGCUAUGAGGAUAUUACGGCAGCAACUGCAACUCCAUUGAAGUAUCUUAGAGCGGUGGCGCAAGAGGCUAUGCGUAUCUAUCCUCCACUUCCUUUCGCCCUCCCUCGUGUGGUGCCUAAGGGUGGCUGCACGGUUGACGGACACUUUCUGCCUGGUGGAAUUACGGUGUCUACCAGCACCUUUGCGGCGAGUAUGUCGUCUUCUAACUUUUCAGAGCCGUGGGAGUUUAGACCCGAACGGUGGCUCGUGGACAAUACAGUCGACGAUCUCGAUGCUAGUCAGCCCUUCUCGUAUGGAACGCGAUCAUGCAUGGGACGAAGCCUCGGUUGGAUGGAAAUUCACACCGUCAUGGCCAAACUGAUUUAUCAGUAUGACUUAGAAAUCGCAGAUGAGAGCCUGGACUGGCACCGAGAGUCAAGAAUGCAUACCUUGUGGGAGAAGCCUCGUUUGAUGGCGAAGCUCAAGCCGCGCGUGGGUUGA